GGAUUUUAGUAGUCAAGAUUCGCCUCCGAAGGAUUUUUUUCAUUAGAGUGUUCUUAUAUUUUUCUUAUUUUAUUUUUAUUCUAAGCGAAUUCCCUCUGGUUUGGGUAGCUACGCACACGACACGCACUCUCUUUAUGGCAGCACCCCUCCACGACCUUCGAUCAUAUCUCAUGAAUAGAAGCCUUCCUCGCUGUCAUACCGGUUGAAACACCCCCCUCAAAAGCUGCAACCAUGAUGGACCUUGGAUAUGAGGCGACUCCGCCACCUUCCGCCGGGAAGGAUUGGGUCAGCUUCUGGAAUUUUGUGGACCGAGCUCCCCCUCUCGAAACCGAAUCGGUCCCCCGCGAUAUUUUGGUCGUGGGUGCCGGCAUUGCAGGCAUUGCCGUUGCCCUGGCCCUCUCAAAGGAAUUGACGCCCUUUGUCCCCGAUCUCCGGAUCACCGUCUAUGAGCGACACGAUAUCCUGUCCACAUCCGGCGGUGCCAUCAACCUCACUCCCGUUGCUCAGCGCCAUCUUGAUCGCUUGGGUGUCCUUGACGAGCUGGACAAGCUGGGACCGGAAUCUGGCACCGAUGUAGAUGCUAUCGAGCUGUUCUCCAGUCGCUCGGGACGCUCCCUCGGCGCCAUAAACUUUACAGAUGACAAGGGAAACGGAUUUGGUGGGUACAAGGGCCGCCGUGUGAUGCGUAUCAUCUUGUCCCUGGCCAUGUUGAAGGUAGUCGAGCGCACUAAGAAUGUCAAUGUGGUGUUUGGCAAGAAGCUGGUCCGCGGCAAGGAGACAAAAGACAAGGCUGUCCUGUACUUCCAGGAUGGCACAACAGCCACCGGAGACCUGGUUCUCGGCUGCGAUGGGGUCCACUCCAACGUCCGCACCCACUGGGUCUCUCCCGAGCACCCGUCCGAGUACACGGGCAUCUCAUUCGUCCAGACCAUGAUCGAUAGCAAAGACAUCAAGGCCCCCGUUCAUUUCCGCUCCACCUCGAUGAACAUUUCCCGUCAUGGCUCUUUGCUCGCCAGUUAUUGUGAUCGAGAUCAUACUCAAAUCUUUGUCGCUGCUAUCGUGCAGUUCCGGGAGGAGCUCCUGUCGCAUUACAAGAUUGAGCCGGGUCAGGAUUGGCGGCGCACCGCGGCUAUUAAAGAUGCGCUCUGCCAAGAGAUGCGCGACCGCUUCGGCCGGUCGGGCCUCCCGGCCAUCCGCGACAUGGUCAACAAGGCCGACGACUGGAUGCUCUAUCCUGUGUGGCAGGUUCGCCCUGGUGCCCGCUGGUUUCGCAACCGGGUCAUCCUCCUCGGUGACGCGGCACAUGCAAUGCCGCCGCGUGAUGAAUCUGCCGCGUACGCGCUAGACGACGCCAUUCUCUUCUCGCGCAUCCUAGCGAAGCACCGCUACGAUCCUCUCCCUGUUGCGUUCAAGGCUUACGAGGAUCUGCGGCGGGGAACGGUAAACGCUGCCUUCCAGGUAUCGCGGCGGAUGUGGGAGAAGAACCGUGACCUAGGCUUUUUGGAGGGCCGCCUCAAGGAGUGGACCAUGCCCAUGCAAGUCCGCAACGGCAAGGAAGCUCGCGAACAGGCGUGGGGUUUCGAUGCGACCAAGGUGCAACUCCCCGGACUGGGAGAUUCAACCUCGUCGCUGUAUUCAUCUGAAAAGGAGUUCCUAUAGAGGGUUUGCAUGGGUGGUGUUCCGGUUGGCGGGCUUGGGUAAUUGGGUUCUCACGAGCUAUGAUAUCAUCUAUACAGUUUUACUACACAGCAGGCAUAAAGCCGCGGCUGUCUGAUUCUUGGCAUUAUGGUUCUUGGUUCGGCAUCAUAUACAUCAGACAUAUUGUCGUUGAAAUUCAUCAUCCUUAUUUCGGUUGCGCGGCGUACCGAGUUUUGAUCCGAGGUACGACGGGGGAGUCUAUG
Aspergillus welwitschiae is the source of this 1901-nucleotide messenger RNA. Its product is annotated as FAD-dependent oxidoreductase. The transcript is spliced from 2 exons. The record is from RefSeq and is a predicted model, not a curated record. NCBI's taxonomy places the organism in Eukaryota, Fungi, Ascomycota, Eurotiomycetes, Eurotiales, Aspergillaceae. Gene Ontology annotation, molecular function: monooxygenase activity; FAD binding. Bases 232 to 1659 code for a protein of 475 amino acids.